AUGCCCAAUAAAGCUCGAGACUAUGGCGAUCUCAGAGUCACUAUGACAUCCGAAUGGGAGUGGCGAUGGAACGAUCGUGGUACCGGUGCCACGAGAGCCAUUGACGUUUACCAUGCUAAAUCGCAGGGUGAACUGCUUCCCUUGGGGUCCUUUGUGUCUUCAACCUACAUCGACGGAAAUGCCAAGGGCAAGCCUGCAUUUGCCAGUCCUACCGGUUACACGUUGAUGUGGAAUGACAAGGGCGGUGACGGCAAAUUCGAUGGUUCCUUUUGGAGACCCACAGCACCCGCUGGUUACGUCUCUGUUGGGAAUAUCUGUACCUCAAGCUACAAAGAUCCUUCGUCCAAUGAGAUUUUGUGUGUCCGAGAGGAUUUGGCGAUUGAUUCGGAUUACGAGCCAGCCAGUCUAUGGGACGACAGGAACUCGGGAGCCAAGCUGUACGCCUCCGUUUGGGCAAUCUCCCGCCCUGUGUCUGACCGUGCAGGUACGGAGGUUUUGGGCCUUCCUUGCCCUAGGGAGUUUACAAGAUACGACACGAAGACCCCCGAGUUUACCAAAGACAACUUUCCCAGGGGUGGCGACAAGUUUAGCGAACAAAAGCAGACAGAGCUUGUCCUCCCUUACACGGCCUUCUUCCCUUCCUCGGAAAGGAGGAGUCUCAGCUUGAUUGAUGAUCCGUUUAUCUCGCUUAGUAGGCAUAUCGCGUGGGAAGUCUACACCACGCACACGAACAACAGCGCAGGUGAAAUCACUGACAAGACUACCAUCACGAAGGGCAUUUCGCAAACGGAUACAACCGAGAUGAGUCAUUCGGCUGGCGCUGACAUUUCGGCCUCAUAUGGCAUUGGUAGUUUUGGUGGGAGCAUCAGUCUCAAUUAUCAAUUCACGGCAACGAAUACUAACUCGUUCAACGAGUACAAAGAGACUUCUCGCGAGCAAGGCUUCACUGUCAAGCCGUACCAAGCUUGCGUGUACCUCGUUAGACAUGUGUGGAUCAAGUCGCGCCGGAGCAAUGGGUCUUCUACUUUGGCUGAGAUUGGCUACAACAUGAAUGAGGACAUCAUUUUGGUAGGCGUAGACCUGAAAGCCUAG
This is a messenger RNA of Alternaria burnsii, 1092 nucleotides long. RefSeq lists its product as uncharacterized. The coding region runs from base 1 to 1092 and encodes 363 amino acids. The record is from RefSeq and is a predicted model, not a curated record. The transcript is spliced from 3 exons. NCBI's taxonomy places the organism in Eukaryota, Fungi, Ascomycota, Dothideomycetes, Pleosporales, Pleosporaceae.